UCCCCAAUAGAUGUCAGUGUGGUCGAAAAUAAAAAGGGCUCCCUCCCCUCCUCAUUCUCCUCCCUCCGCGAAAGUGUGUGCGUUUUGAAAGGUUGUAUUUAUCUCGCUAACGUCACUUUACAGGAGUACAUUGGCGGAGUGAUAACAUCAGAAGUCACUGUCGGAGCCACGCAUCCUCAUACUGACUGAGUUCAAAGAAGGUCGUGUUCUGUCCGGGACAGGGUACGGCGGCAUACACCCGAUGCAUGGAAUGGAGUUCAUAUAUCUCGGAUCCCCCACAAAUGCAACGUGACAGUUCUAAACGUUUAAUUCAAGGUCAAUAUUGGACUUCGAUCAGGUGUAACCGCGGACAUUAUUGAGGAUAUUUGUCUUCUUGUGGAACCGGAAUUGUAUGAGCAGCAUCUUUUUCCCGGUCGGCGGUGAGCAAUGACAUCUUUCACCGAAGAGGUUAACCUACGCUCCCAGUAUCUAAAACAACAUUUCGGACCAAGUGUUCAAUUAAAAAAAUUGCUAUUUAGGAGAGGAUAUGUAACUAGCUAACUAACAUAGCACUGUAGCCGUGUCUUGAGCUCUCCAGGUCCGGUGUACCUUCGACGUUUCCUGAUUUCACGAAUGGUGUUAGUCAGCUUGCCACAGUACCUGGAACUGCUGCAUCCAUCUCAAAUAGCUUACUAAAGUUUCCUAGCUAGCCAGCCAAUUGUCGAACAUGGAUAUUUUGUGGGUCCUUUGGAAAACCACUUGCUAGUGAGGAAAGUGUGUUCAUUACACGCACACCCCCCCCUAAAUUCUUUAAGUUAAAAAAACGAAUUUCAACAUGUCUGUUCGCGUAGCUUUACACUCACCCAGUGGCUCCAGAAGUUUUCUGGAGCGGGGACUCCUACUUCUGGUGAUGUUGAUCUUUCUGGAGGGUACCGUACUGACGCUUGGAGCUGCCAGCUCACCGGACAUCAGCGCGCAGGACAACACUGGAGGACAUGACCACCGAGGGAUAGAGGGCAGCCACGUCCAUACUAACUACACAUACACAAAAAAGGCCUUCCCUGUCCUGUCUCUAGAUUACCAUCACAUACAGGUGCCUUUCGAGAUCUCUUUAUGGGUGCUGCUGGCCUCUUUAAUGAAAUUAGGGUUCCACCUGAUCCCGCGGCUGUCCAGCAUCGUGCCCGAGUCCUGUCUGCUCAUUGUGGUGGGCCUCCUGGUCGGCGGCCUCAUCAAGCUGGCGGGCGAGGAGGUACCCCCCGUGCUGGACUCCAAUCUCUUCUUCCUGUGCCUCCUCCCCCCGAUCAUCCUGGAUGCGGGCUACUUCCUGCCCAUCCGGCCCUUCAUGGAGAACAUCGGCACCAUCCUGAUGUUUGCUGUGGUCGGCACCCUGUGGAACGCCUUCUUCGUAGGGGGUCUCCUCUAUGCCGUGUGCCAGAUCGAGGGCACAUACCUGAGCCAGGUGGAGCUGCUGCCCUGCCUGCUGUUCGGGAGCAUCAUCUCGGCCGUGGACCCGGUGGCCGUGCUGGCUGUGUUUGAGGAGAUCCACAUCAACGAGCUGCUGCACAUUCUGGUAUUUGGAGAGUCGCUGCUCAAUGAUGCCGUCACUGUGGUCUUAUACCACCUGUUUGAGGAGUACUCUGGCGCAGGUGAGGUAACGCCGAUGGACGUGGUCCUCGGGGUCAUCUGCUUCCUGAUUGUGUCGCUGGGCGGCAUCGCCGUGGGCGCCAUCUACGGUAUCCUGGCGGCCUUCACCUCCCGGUUCACCUCGCACACCCGCGUCAUCGAGCCCCUCUUCAUGUUCGUUUACAGCUACAUGGCUUACCUCUCGGCGGAGAUGUUCCACCUGUCUGGAAUUAUGGCGCUGAUUGCGUGUGGCGCGGUGAUGCGUCCCUACGUGGAGGCCAACAUAUCCCACAAGUCCCACACCACCGUCAAGUACUUCCUGAAGAUGUGGAGCAGCGUGAGCGAGACCCUCAUCUUCAUCUUCCUGGGCGUGGCCACGGUGGCCGGGCCGCACGCCUGGAAUUGGACCUUUGUCUCCGUCACAGUCAUCCUUUGUCUGGUGUCACGUGUCAUUGGCGUGGUGGGCCUUACCUUUAUCAUCAACAAGUUCCGCAUCGUCAAGCUGACCACCAAGGACCAGUUCAUUGUGGCCUACGGUGGCCUGCGAGGGGCCAUCGCCUUCUCCCUGGGCUACCUGCUAGACAAGGACCUCUUCCCCAUGAGGACCAUGUUCCUCACCGCCAUCAUUACCGAAAUCUUCUUCACCGUGUUUGUACAGGGCAUGACUAUCAAACCCCUGGUGGACCUGUUGGCCGUGAAGAAGAAGCAGGAGGCCAAGCGCUCCAUCAAUGAGGAGAUCCACACCCAGUUCCUGGACCACCUGCUGACUGGCAUUGAGGACAUCUGUGGACACUAUGGCCAUCACCACUGGAAAGACAAGCUAAACCGAUUCAACAAGAAGUACAUAAAGAAGUGCCUGAUAGCGGGCGAACGCUACAAGGAGCCGCAGCUCAUCGCCUUCUACCACAAGAUGGAGUUCAAGCAGGCCAUCGAGCUGGUGGAGAGCGGCGGGGGCGUCAAGCUGCCCUCCGCCAUGCCCUCGCAGGUCUCCAUGCAGAACAUCCAGCCCAAGAAGCUGCCGCCCCCUGUAGCAGAGCGGGCCCUGCCUCAGUUCACCAAGGGCCGAGAGGAGGAGAUCAGGAAGAUCCUCAGAAGUAACCUGCAGAAGACCCGCCAGAGGCUGCGCUCCUACAACAGACACACUCUGGUGGCCGAUCCCUUCGAGGACGGAUGGAACGACUUCCUCCUGAAGAAGCAGAGGUUGAUCGAGCUAGAGAAGAAGAUGACAGAGAUGAGUAACUACCUCACAGUCCCUGGCGCAAUUCCUGACUCCCCCACCAUGUGCAGAGCCAGACUGGCUUCAGACCCCAACGCCUUCUACAACAUCAAGGCGUCUUCAGACGGCGUCCCCACCAUCCAGGUGGACCUGGCCUCCCCCCAGUCCCCGGACUCUGUCAACAUGCUGAACGAGUUCUCCAAGGAGGGUCACACGGGCCAGGGCCUGGGUCAGAGGGAGGGUGCCACGGGCCAGGGCCUGGGUCAGAGGGAGGGUGCCACGGGCCUGGGCCUGUGUCAGAGGGAGGGGGCCGACCGGGAUGAGGACCAAGGCCUGAUGAUGAAGCCGCCUGGGAAAGGGGAGAAGGGAGAGGAAGAGGGGGGCAACAAGAACCCAGGGCUGAUGAGGUGUCUGAGUGACCCGGGACCCAGUAAUGAGGACGAGGAGGAUGAACCAUUCCUUCCCUAAAAAAAAGACUAGCUCCUCCCAUUGUGAGGAAUAGGGAGGGGCCUGGUUGUAGCGGCUCCUCCCCAUGAGCGGGGCACUACAGGGGAAAGGUCCACCUCCUCUCACUCCACCACCACCUCAUUUGAGUUUGCUAUCCCAUUGGUUGAGGAACAAAUAAAGCCAAAACGGUUAAGAAAGGACUUGGGACAUUUAUGAACCAAAAGAGAAAAGGAUACUAAAUAGCCAUCUUUUUUCAAUAGUUGUCAUUGCUCUUUUUUCAUUGUUUAAGUGAUAGGAAGGCAGUCGCCACCUUGGGUGAUCUUGGGCUUGGUGGGAAUUAUCCCGAGAGACAGGGGAACAUAAUUAUGCGUUACCAAAGGGUUGGACUGGUUUAGUCACAGACAAUGUUCCACAUUUUGUCUUCAUAACAUUUACGAUCGUUCUUCUACUUUCAAGAAAAGUUGGCCUCAUUUUUUUUUUGUCAGACAGAGUAAACCCCUUUUCACUAGGUGCAUUGUAUCACACAAUUAACCUCUUAAACUGCAUGUUUUUAAUUUCAGGGUUAAUAUGAGGCUGUUGUUUAUGUGGUUGUCUUCUGUCAUCGUUUGUCCUUCAGUUGGUCAGGGUUCUACGUGGUGUACUCGGUGCUGUACACUGGAUGUUUUCACUGUGCUAAACUCGACAGACCUCUUUCUUCACCACCUCGCCUAUGGAGACCCUAAGUCUAAGGAAUGUGUCAAGCGCCAGACUUGAAAAUGUUGCAUCGCCGUUUAAAGCGUCGCCUCUCUAUUUUAAUCGAACAUACAAAAUCGUCUGCAUCGCUGAGAUGUGUAUGCUGUGCAGUAGAAGGUCAUUUACAUAAAAGAAGGAUUGUGAUGCAACACCAAGAGAUUUGUUGAUCUUGAAUGGACUUCACUCCCCUCUAUAAGCCAAUCCCUAAAAUCACACCAAAUACUGUAAUACUCCUGACACCCAGCCCAAAAAACUGUUUUGAGUUCAAAUAAUUUACAAAGACAAAUUUGUAUGUGCACUGUAGUGGACAUAAAGAAAAAGUUGAUAGUAAAUAUGAAGAAUGUAUAUUACAGUAAAUGGGUACAGUAGGUAAACAUAGUUGUCACAUCCUGAUGUCUACUACAGAGGGCAUUUAUAAACAAGCUCUUAUUUAGCUCGUAUUGAAUUUGGAAAAAAAUGGUUACACUGCUCUGAAAACCAUCCACAUUCUUUAAGAUAUUUACUAGAAGGAAUUUCAAUUCAAACUCACAAAAAUUACAAUUACACAAAUACAUACACUUACCUUCUUACCACAGCAUAUGCUAAUUGUGUUCUCAGCCAUUUUGAAAAUCCAGGAAGAGAACGUUAUCUAGGCCACACCCCCACUCAUGUGAUAUCAUUGGAUAAACCCAGAAUGUCCUACAACAGGACUUAACACAGUGGCAUGUCAAAGAGAAUGGACAAAAAUGAAUUGUUGGGUCUCAGGAGGAUAUGUUACAAGUUCCCUUUAAGAAAAGGCUCUAGUAUGGGCCAUUUCAGAACCAUUUUGUGGCGUUUUCUCCAUAUUCUCUUGUCGGUAGUCGCAUUUUACAAUUCAUGUUGCAUCUUAUGACUCUGAUCUAUUCUCUCUUUGCACCUUAUUCACAUCAAGUAUUUUUGACAUUUUUAAAAGACCCCGUUGCCGGUUUAACGUUCCUCAUUUGGUUUUUAGCGCUCCCCUUUUGAAAAUUGUGUUCCAUAGCCAUUUUGGAGUUUUAGGCAUCACUGUGAAGGAUAUGAGGUGUGGGUGGACUGAACAGAUCUUUUCUCGUCUAACCACCUCAAUGGCCCAGAAUAUAUAUUUACUCGUCCACCAUCAUAGGUAUGUUGACUUUGUCAAUCCACAACAGACACAAUCAUGACACGCGGGUUAAAAUAUCAAAACCAACGAUGUUAAUUUGGGGCAGGUCGAAACACACAUGAAACAUUCAUAGACAUUUAGCCAGCUAGCUUUUGCUAGCUAGUUUAUCCUAGGAGAUGGACAUUGGGUUGUUAUUUUAACCGACCUGCAUACGGUCUGAUUAUUAGUCAAAAUCGUGCUUCUCUACUCCGAUUAAUCCACAGGUAAAAAGGGAAACGUAGUUCGUUAUCUCUAGUUAAUCUCUCCUCGUUUUGUCUUUCAAGCGUUCGCGCGGGUUUGUAUCUUCCUGAUAUCCAAUAAGGAGGGGACUUGCAGUGCGACCAAUGGAACCAAGUUCCAUUUUAGCGCUUGGCUACGCAGACGCUUGGUCACAUACGCGAGCACCAAAUGCCCGAUGAGGUUUGCAUGUUAUUUAAAAUGCUGGCCUGGAGAUACAGGCAUGGGCAGAAGUAGCAGUUCAAUGCAGUAUAUUGGUGUGAAAUGUGUAUAGCGAUAUAUUGAUUAUAACCAUUUAAUUGAACGAUGCCCUUUUAAAGCAUAUGCCAUGAUGUGAUCUUGUCAAUGCAAACGAAGAGGUAAUCACGGGCUAGCUAGUUAUAAGUAAAUUCACAUCUGAACGCAAGAGCCAACACCUAUUCUGCUCGCACAACAGCGUAAGGCUAAUCUAGGGUUUGUAUAAAACUAUGAAAACCUUGUCAUGUACAGUAUAUGGUUGUAUAGGUAUUAUGUAUACAGUGCAUUGCUUCUCUUUUCUACACCAAGCCUUAGGAUCAAUAGGAACAAUUGAAUAAUUGAUUUUGAUUUGAAAAGGCUGUUAGCUAUAUUGUCAAUGUGAUUACUGUUGUUCAUCGAUCUGAACAUCUCAACGGGACAUUCAACCACUUUUAGGUGCGAAGUAAAUUGCACCUAACAUUGAUUCAAUAGUGUAGCAACCCCUCAUCCCACCUACUGUAUAACCAUCUUAGAUUUGUAACAUGAGUGACAACUUUAGCUGGAGUCUGUAACUGUCUCAACUAGAGAAGCCUAAGAUGUCCUAGAUCGUGGCCUAGUUUGCUGGCUGUCACCUUGGUGUUAGAAUGACCCUUGUCCCUCUCUGACCUCUGUGUGCUAUCACUUUAUGCCCAGAGAGUGAGAGAGGGGUCUCCUUACAGCUUAGGAGAGAGGUCUCCUUACAGUUUAGGGGAGGGGAGAGAGAGGUCUCCUUACAGUUUAGGGGAGGAGAGAGGGAGAUCUCCUUACAGCUUAAAGGAGGAGAGAGCGAGAGAGGUCUCCUUA
Oncorhynchus kisutch (coho salmon) is the source of this 6431-nucleotide messenger RNA. Its product is annotated as sodium/hydrogen exchanger 1. NCBI's taxonomy places the organism in Eukaryota, Metazoa, Chordata, Actinopteri, Salmoniformes, Salmonidae. Gene Ontology annotation, biological process: proton transmembrane transport; potassium ion transmembrane transport; sodium ion import across plasma membrane. Gene Ontology annotation, cellular component: plasma membrane. Gene Ontology annotation, molecular function: potassium:proton antiporter activity; sodium:proton antiporter activity. The transcript has 12 exons. Bases 815 to 3286 code for a protein of 823 amino acids. The record is from RefSeq and is a predicted model, not a curated record.